Anneissia japonica is the source of this 2541-nucleotide messenger RNA. RefSeq names its product DEAD-box ATP-dependent RNA helicase 42-like. The record is from RefSeq and is a predicted model, not a curated record. The transcript is spliced from 9 exons. Lineage: Eukaryota; Metazoa; Echinodermata; Crinoidea; Comatulida; Comatulidae. The coding region runs from base 107 to 1960 and encodes 617 amino acids.
UUGGUAUAGGCCUAUUGUGAGUUCAAAUAUCACUCUGUCUGCAAUCGUGAAGGUGGAAUGUUUUUAACGAUUCAAUCUAUGUGUUGAGACUCCAAGAGUGAUCGUUAUGGCUGACAUAGACGCCAACCAGGUAGAGGCCACACAGGUAGAGGAGAACGAUACAAAGGUAUUACGGGCUCGGAGUGCUAAGCCUCAUCAGCGAGCGAAAAGUGCACGUUAUCGAAGUCAACAUGCUAAGGAAGUAAACAAAGUGGAUAUGAGUGCGGGCAGUUUGAGUUCCGUGGAUUCUGGAACUGGAUCCGUACAUCAAGAUGAUGGUCCAGACAGCUCGGAGGAUGACUUCAGUCCUUCCAGAGAUCCAGACCAGCCUGCGAAACGAGUUGAUCAGACGAUACCAUGGAGAAAAGAAAGGCCAACAACUAGUGUUAGCGCAAGAAGACAAAGGCCCAAAAGCAAAAUUGGCAGUGCUAAGUCCAAGAGUAACAGUAGACCCAAGUCAUGUCACAUCUCAAGUCAAUAUACCCCAGAGCACCCAGGUUACGUCGAGUACCUCAGGCCCUUCUCUGCUUUCAGGCCCCCUCUCAAGCGUGUGGUCAGUAUACCAGAUGCCUUCAGCAACAGUCAUCUAUUGCAACAUCCUAGCCUAAGCACAGGGCAGAAGACCUACCUAUGGCAUACUGCAUCAGUGUAUAGCCUGACAAAUCUGAAAGAACUGCAACAAAAGCGAUAUGAAAAUAUGAUUCAACACCAGCUAGACAUAGUCUUACGACCUGUGAAUGGAUCUACUAAGCGACCUAAGCCACCAAAGUCAGGAAGAAAGAGGCAAAAAAAGCACCGCUGUGGCCAUAUGAAAGGUUUACACAAUCCAAAGGAUUGCGAACGAUACAUCAAGUACCUAUUGGGAGAACGCCAACGUCAGUUUGAAGUAGACCCAAGAAUAUGGCGUAAUCCGCCAAGGAUCACCCCUAAAGGGCGCUAUUAUCACAAGCGAGACAAGACAGUCGACUAUGAAUCAGAGGAAGAUGAUGCUGAUGUACAGUCAGAACCUCCGCAAAGACGGCCACAAACAGCUGUUUCUUCCUCUGGGUAUGGAAGGCCAACUACAUCAAAAACUCCAUCAAAGCCAGCUUACGAAAAAAGAUUUCCUUCUGGACAACCUACUGAUCAGCAAUUGUACUAUGACACAAAAGUCAGGCAACUGAAAUCUCCAGAUCAGAGAGAAAAAGAUGAAGAAAAAAAGAAAAAGGAGAGAAAAAAGAAGAAGCGAGAGCGAUCAAAGAAAAGAGAUAAAACGGAACAAAACACUACAAAGAAAUAUCUUAGUGAGGCUCAAGAUUCUGAGGACAAUUCAUUGGAAAAGAAGGAAGGUAAUUCAAAAGAGAAAGAACAUAGUGAAUAUAAAAAUAAUACUGAAGAAAAUGUUGAAUCACAGAAAAGAGAAAUCCGCAAGAAACCAAGUAGGACUGUAAAGAAAGAUAGCCCUAGAAGAGAUUCGAUCAAAAACUCUAAAGGAAAAGCAAAUCCAAAGGAAGAUGGUAAUACAAAACAGGUAAAAUCUCGACGAAGAUCAAUUAAGAAAGACAAAUCUCCAAAAGAGCUUGAAAAGGAGGCUUUGAAUGAGAACAAUGAUGCAGAUAGUAGAGCUAUUGAAACAGUUAAACAGAACAAUGACCAUGAAAACGCUUUAGACAAGGAUGAAAUCACACCUGCCUUUAAUGAUCAGCCUUCAGAUGAGAAACCAGUUGAUGAUACAACAGAAUUUAACAGCCAAGUUCAGAUAUUUGUUGGAGAGGAACCAGACGAAGACUUUGAUAAGGAGGAGGAGGAUGAACUAGGGGAAUUUAUGUUUGAAAACAGAUUACGGCAGCAAAAACCGGACGAUACUAUCUCCGUAUACUCAUCAUUCUCUGUUGAUAUGGCGAUUACAAAGACGCCAGCACCAUCAGAGCUGGAAUACUAAUACUUUGAGUCUGUGGUAUUCCUAGAUUUAUGAUCUUAACCAGAAUAUAAUAUUUUUUAGCAAAAAUUGCAACACUAAAAGAAAUGAAAGUUGAUGGUUUCGUCAAUUGUGUGAGCCACCUCUGAUUGAAUGGAACACAUCACAUUUAGCUGUAGCUUCACCUGAAAUUUGUUAUUCUCAGAAUAUUUACCUUUGCCAUUGUAUUCAUCCACUGUCUGUCUGUUCAUCACCUUUAUACAGUUAAUAUUUAGAAGUACAGUUAACCUUGCCUAAGUCAACAUUGCCUAACUCGAAUAAUUUCUAAGUUGAUUUUAUUUUAGGCCCAAAAAAAAAAAAAAAAAAAAAUUUUGUGUAGGCCAAUCCAAAAUAUCUGUAGGAAAAUUUUUACUUAAACCAAAAAUGUGUUUCCGCUUAAAAAAAUAGCAAAUACACAGGUAAUACAACAAUUUUGAAUUUGUAUCGCAUCCUUGCAACAAAAUAGGUUAGGCCUUGCCCCCCUAGCUAGUCUAGUCCAAGGCUAUUCUAACCUUAUUAGCUCAUUAAAAAAAAAAAUAUUGUUCCUUGUAGUCAAAAAAAAAAAA